Ornithorhynchus anatinus (platypus) is the source of this 2754-nucleotide messenger RNA. It is a transcript of the gene SRPRA, whose product is annotated as SRP receptor subunit alpha. Gene Ontology annotation, biological process: SRP-dependent cotranslational protein targeting to membrane. NCBI's taxonomy places the organism in Eukaryota, Metazoa, Chordata, Mammalia, Monotremata, Ornithorhynchidae. The transcript is spliced from 14 exons. The record is from RefSeq and is a predicted model, not a curated record. Gene Ontology annotation, cellular component: signal recognition particle receptor complex; endoplasmic reticulum membrane. Bases 161 to 2089 code for a protein of 642 amino acids. Gene Ontology annotation, molecular function: GTP binding; ATP hydrolysis activity; GTPase activity.
CUUCCGGGGCCGGCGGGCUGACGUGGCCCCGCGCUUGGCGCAGUGGGGAGCGGCGCCGGCCUCGGUUGCGGCCCCGGAGCCUCCGCCGGAUCGACCCGACCCGACCCGAACCGAACCGAACCGACCCGACCCGACCCGACCCGACCCGACCUCCGCCAUCAUGCUGGACUUCUUCACCAUCUUCUCCAAGGGCGGCCUCGUGCUCUGGUGCUUCCAGGGCGUCAGCGACUCGUGCACCGGGCCCGUCAACGCGCUCAUCCGCUCCGUGCUGCUCCAGGAGCGCGGGGGCAACAACUCCUUCACCCACGAGGCGCUCACGCUCAAGUACAAGCUGGACAACCAGUUCGAGCUGGUGUUCGUGGUGGGCUUCCAGAAGAUCCUGACCCUGACGUACGUGGACAAGCUGAUCGACGACGUGCACCGGCUCUUUCGGGAUAAAUACCGCACCGAGAUCCAGCAGCGCAGCGCGCUGAGCCUGCUGCACGGCACCUUCGACUUCCAGGAUGACUUCCUGCGGCUGCUGCGGGAGGCCGAGGACAGCAGUAAGGUGCGGGCUCCCGCUGCCAUGAAGAAGUUCGAAGACUCAGAGAAGGCCAAGAAAACUGUGAGGUCGAUGAUCGAGACCCGGGGGGAGAAGCCCAAAGAGAAACCCAAGAGCGGCAAGAAGAACAAGGGAGCCAAGAAGGAGGGCCCCGAAGCCCCCUCGGCCGGCAGCGGGGGAGCCCCGGCGGGGAAGGCGUCUCCCCCGGGGGGCUCCGGGGCCGGAGAGGAGCUGUCCAAGGAGGAGCAGGUGCGGCGGAAGCGGGAGGAGUUCAUCCAGAAGCACGGCCGGGGCGGCGAGAGGGCCAGUAAGUCCUCGAAGCCGGAGGCCCCCAAGGAGAAGGGCAAGAAGGCGCCGCGCGUGUGGGCCCUGGGGGGCGGCAGCGGCCACGAGGUCCUGGACUACAGCGCUCCCACCGCCAACGGCACCCCCGAGCCCGCCCUGCCCGAGGACAUCGCCCUGAUCCGCGGGACGCAGGCUGGGGGGCAGCUCAAGGAACUGGACUGCAGCAGCUCGGACGAGGACGAGGCCGAACGGGCCGCCCCGGCCGCGGCCAGAGCCAGCGCCCGGAAGGGGGCCCUGGGCGGCAUGUUCGGGAUGCUGAAGGGCCUGGUGGGGUCCAAGAGCCUGAGCCGCGAGGACAUGGAGUCCGUGCUGGACAAGAUGCGAGAUCACCUCAUCGCAAAGAACGUGGCCGCGGAAAUCGCCGUGCAGCUGUGCGAGUCGGUGGCCGGCAAGCUGGAGGGGAGAGUGAUGGGAACCUUCAGCACCGUGACGUCGACCGUGAAGCAGGCGCUGCAGGAGUCCCUGGUGCAGAUCCUGCGGCCCCAGGGCCGGGUGGACAUGCUCCGUGACGUCAUGGACGCCCAGCGCCGCCAGCGUCCCUACGUGGUCACCUUCUGUGGGGUCAACGGGGUCGGCAAGUCCACCAACCUGGCCAAGAUCUCGUUCUGGCUGCUGGAGAACGGCUUCAGCGUCCUCAUCGCCGCCUGCGACACGUUCCGCGCCGGGGCCGUGGAGCAGCUGCGCACCCACGCGCGCCGCCUCGCCGCCCUGCACCCGCCCGAGAGCCACGGCGGCCGCACCAUGGUGCAGCUCUUCGAGAAGGGCUACGGCAAGGACGCCGCCGGCAUCGCCAUGGAGGCCAUCGCCUUCGCGCGGAACCAGGGCUACGACGUGGUGCUGGUGGACACGGCCGGCCGCAUGCAGGACAACGCGCCCCUGAUGACCGCCCUGGCCAAACUCAUCGCCGUCAACACGCCCGACCUGGUGCUGUUCGUCGGGGAGGCCCUGGUGGGCAACGAGGCUGUGGAUCAGCUGGUCAAGUUCAACAAGGCCCUGGCCGACCACUCCAUGGCCCAGACCCCCCGCCUCAUCGACGGCAUCGUCCUGACCAAGUUCGACACCAUCGACGACAAGGUGGGAGCCGCCAUCUCCAUGACUUACAUCACGAGCAAGCCCAUCGUCUUUGUGGGCACCGGCCAGACCUACUCGGACCUGCGCAGCCUCAACGCCAAGGCCGUGGUGGCCGCCCUCAUGAAGGCCUGACGUGGCCCUGCUGCUGCCCCCCGCCCCCCCGCCCCCGUCCCCUCCCUCCCCCCCGCGCCCCCCCCAUCAAGAAUGCGCUUCAAUCCGCGAGCGACUCGUCAGUGUUAUGCACGGAUAGGGCACCGGCCCCGCCCGCCGCCGCCUCCUCCGGCCCCGCGGAGGGGGCGGUGGUCCCCCUCUGCCUGCCGCCAGCGCACCGGUUGGCUCCCGGGGCCUAGGGCCGCGGGAGGCGGAGAAGCCCAGUCCCUCCCGGGACCCCUCCCCUCCUCCCGCGCAGGGGUGGGAAGCGUUCGCACUUGCUGCUGAUCGACCGAUGACCUCCAUUCACUCACGUCUUCAGAAACCAAAAAAAGCCCGGCCGGGACCACGGAGGCAGGUAGAGGGGUUCUGGCCCCCCGCGGCCCCUCUGGGAGAGUCCCGGCUGCCCGUCCCCUCUCCCCCGCCCCCCGCCCCGUGCCCUCCCCUCCGGCGUGCCUGGUAUCUGCGUGCAGCGGGGCGGAACCCGGAACCCGGCCCUCGGGCCCCUGGGCAGCGCCCCGUCCUCGCUCGGUAUUGCAGAUGUGUCGUUAGUGCAAUAAGGUGAAGGCUGUCUGCCCAGAGAAAGACGUAAUUUAUAUAAGAAAAUAAAUUUCAUAAAUAAAGGCCGCUCGUGCGGGGGGACCGGG